Molecule: messenger RNA, 2114 nt
Organism: Sesamum indicum (sesame)
Lineage: Eukaryota; Viridiplantae; Streptophyta; Magnoliopsida; Lamiales; Pedaliaceae
Gene: ADT1
Product: arogenate dehydratase 1
Biological process (GO): L-phenylalanine biosynthetic process
Cellular component (GO): cytoplasm; chloroplast
Molecular function (GO): prephenate dehydratase activity; arogenate dehydratase activity
Source: RefSeq, a predicted model, not a curated record
AGAUUUGAUCUAUUAAAUUUAAUUAUUUUUUCAGCCAGCGGGCCAAAGCCAGCGUGGGAUACCGUUGUGUGUUAUAAUCACAUGUGUAUGUCUACGUCUAUGUCUAUGUCUACGUCUAUGUGUAUGUAUCUAUCACUCAUCUUCAUUCCUCCGCCGCUCCGCCUCCGCUCCUGUUUGCGUACAAAUACAAGCGCAUUGCGUUGUCUCUACACACUGACGCGACGAGAAACACACAGAAGCAGGUGAAAACGUGUAGCCAACAUUUUGCUCACCUACCUUUCUUUGCUUUCUCGCCUGCCUUCCAAGAAUUCUCUACAACUUGUGUUGCAGGAAUAGGAAGACCAAGAACCCCAGCUUUCACUACCACACGCGUAAUUCCCUUCUUUUACCAAACCCCAACUUAGACAACUCAAGAAAAUUCUCCCGCAAUUCAAUCAUACGCAUGAAUUUCAAUUCUUGUGAGUGGGCCACUUUACACUGGGAUUGAUACAGCAAAAAGGACAUGGCUUUGAAGGCUGCGCCAAUCUUGGUUUGUGCUGCUGCUAAUAACAAGAAAAGCACUCCGUAUCAUCAAUUGGGCAUUUCGGAUUUCGUGGGUGGCCGGCCUACUUUCUUGAAUUUCAAGAUUCAAAGGGAAUGGGAGUGCCUGUCCCACAGGGCUAUCACGCCUGUUGAGGAUGAGAUCCCUUCAACUCCUGAUGUUGUUGAACCCCCCACUCAGAUUGCUCCUGCCGGAGGGUUUCACAAGGACUUGAACUCUCUCCCAAAACCCUUGUCCGCAACCGAUUUUUCCUCUUCUUCGAACGAUGGUAGGAAGGUCCGUGUUGCAUAUCAGGGGAUCCCAGGAGCAUAUAGUGAGACUGCUGCACUAAAAGCAUACCCAAAUUGUGAGACUGUCCCAUGCGACCAAUUUGAGGCUGCGUUCAAGGCAGUUGAGUUGUGGUUGGUUGACAAAGCUGUACUUCCAAUCGAGAAUUCUGUUGGUGGGAGCAUCCAUCGUAACUAUGACUUGCUUCUUCGACAUAGGCUUCACAUAGUUGGAGAAGUUAAGUUGAUUGUCAAUCACUGCCUUCUAGGAUUGCGUGGGGUUAGAAAGGAGGAGCUAAAGCGUGUAUUGAGCCAUCCACAGGCACUUGAUCAGUGUGAGAUAACUCUGAAUCAGUUGGGUGUGACCAGAGUCAGCGCUGAGGAUACUGCUGGUGCAGCUCAGACUGUAGCCUCCGAAGGAGUGAGAGAGACAGGAGCCAUUGCAAGUGCUCGAGCUGCAGAAAUCUAUGGUCUUGAUGUUCUAGCUGAAAGAAUACAGGAUGAUUCUGACAACAUUACCCGUUUUCUGAUACUUGCAAGGGAACCUAUCAUCCCAGCAACAGAUAGACCUUAUAAGACUAGUGUUGUCUUCAGUCUGGAAGAGGGACCUGGUGUUCUAUUCAAGGCGUUAGCAGUCUUUGCUCUGAGGGGCAUUAAUUUGUCGAAGAUUGAGAGCCGUCCCCAGAAAAGGCGGCCGUUGAGGGUUGUUGACGACUCUAACAGGGGAAGCGCCACAUACUUCGAUUACCUCUUUUACAUUGAUUUUGAAGCUUCAAUGGCAGAGCCUCGAGCCCAAUAUGCACUGGGACACCUCCAGGAGUUUGCAAGGUUUCUUCGGGUCCUUGGUUGUUAUCCGAUGGAUACAGUUCCAUGAACAACGUGUUAAAGUAUUUUGUCGAUCAUUUCUUUUUAAGAAUUGUAUUCUCAACCGGGACGAGAAGAAGGUUAAAUUUGCACAUAUUCAGAGUCAUUGGGAGUAGCUACUUGCGAUCGUUGUGGCAUCUGACAGGCAUUUCAUUUAAUUUCUUCUUCCAUUCUUUUCCCCUUACAAGGGAUCUGUCUGUACAAUGGUAAAUCUCAUCACACCAAAUUAAAGACAUAUAUAUCAUGCACUGAGGUUAAUUCUGUUUGUUCUAAGUCUGUUAUAGAGUAUUUAUUUACUUUGGUAAGUGGCUUUUAUGGUUGCAGAAGAGAACAUUGACUCUUGGUGUUGAUAAGAGUUGCCAUUUUGUUUAUACAAAUAGGGCUUUCUCCAUUGUAUUUUUUGUGUAUUCAACUAACAUAUAUAAGAAUAUGUAGUUUGGAUC